This is a messenger RNA of Paramecium octaurelia, 2132 nucleotides long. NCBI's taxonomy places the organism in Eukaryota, Ciliophora, Oligohymenophorea, Peniculida, Parameciidae. The record is from the annotation of a GenBank genome assembly.
AUGAAUUAGAAACAGGAGAAGAAAAUUGAUAAUAUCACUCUCUAAUGUAAUAAUAGGUCUGAAAUUAGAACUCAGAAGCAUGGUGGAAGACGGUGCUGGAGAAUCAUUGGCGGCUAGUUUGAAUUUGGAUUAAGAAGAUCUUAUAAGUAAAAAUGCUGAUUGAGUUUGUAUAGUUUGGCCAUUGGAGUAGGUACAAAGAAACUUCAAAGAGUUUAUGAGAUAGACCUCAUAGAUAGAAAUUGAAAUGGACAAUGCAAAAGAAAGAAUAGACUUUCCGGCUGACAUGGAAUGGCCAACUGAAGAUGAUUUGGAAUAAAUGUUUCAAAAAUCCAUGAGCAAGUAAUUGUCAUAUUAAUAAUAUUGCAGAAUCCAAGGUCGUCAAAAUAAAAAGAAAUGGAAAGAUAAUGAGAAACAAUUUUUAACUUGGAUUAUAAUCAGAUACUGUCUAUGGAAAACCAAAGUCUGCAAAGAGCUGGUAAUUCUUCAUUUCAUUUUAGAAUGAUUAAGAUUGGAGAUACAUUGCUUAAUUGAUAGUUGGCAGAAAUGCAACUCAAUGUAAAUAUAAGUGGUUGGCUCGAUCGAAAUUUAAGCUCGUUUAAGUCCCUUGGAGUAAAGAAGAAGAUGAGGCCUUGGCAUAAAUUUAUAUGGAAUAUCAAAAACAAGGUAAACAUAGUAAGUGGAGUGAAAUUGCUAAAGAAAUUGCCCUAAGAUGCAAAACUUAAAUUGUGAGGCAAGGCAAAUAGUGCAGAGAGAGAUGGAUUAAUAAGUUGGAUCCACAAAUAUCGAAGUAAAUGAUAAUCCAAAUCUUUUAGGGGACCAUGGACCAAGGAGGAGGAAUUGACUUUGUUGUAAUUGAUUUUAAAGAAAGGCAAAAAGUGGUCGGAGAUUUCAAAAAUUAUGAAAAACACACGAACUGAGAAUUCCUUAAAAAAUAGAUAUCAUACUAUUAUGAAAAAAGAAAGAAAUAAACAACCAGAAGUCAAAGAAGAAAUCCAAUAAGAAAUUGUAGAUCUGUUAUAACAACAUAAUCAUAACUAUUAGGCUGACAAUUUAGUUCAUUUAUAUGAAGAUAUCGAUCCAAAAGAGUUAAAAAUCAUUCUUCAAGUUAUUGAUAAAUUAAGUGAGAGUACUGGCAAAUAAAUUAGAGUAAGUACAUUAAUUACUGAUUAAUAAAUGCAGUAAGAAUAAUUGUAUGAAAAAUAAUAAAAAGUCAAGUAAGAAAGUCAAAUCGAUUAAAUUCAACAAAAAAAUGAAGAAGCAAACAAUAAAUAAAGAUUUCUUGAUACUAUGGAGAAAAUCAAAAUUGAUCUCGAUCAAUAAAUUAAGAAACUGGUCAAUAAAUAGGAAUUGGAUUAGAAUUGCACUAUAAAUUUACUUAAACAAAUCCUUAAGCCAUAAGGUAUCAAUCAUUAUUCAUUUAUGUAGAGACCGAAACCAAUUAAUUACAAUUUGAUUAAUAUUACGAUUCGAUGAUCCUCAAUUUCUAAGCAAAUUAAGUGGAAUUUGAAGUUGAAGCCAUUACAAACCUUACAGCUCAGGAUGUUGAAGAUUGCUAAUUUGGCAUUGUAGAUUUUGAGCAGUCCAACAUCUUUAUGAUUCCUUAAUAGUAUUUGUAAGAAGUCAUAAAUAAAGUUCAUGGUUCUUCAACCUAGGCUCAAGUAUAACAGCAAUAAUAAUUGUUGCAACAUUAAUAAUAAUAAUAGUAACAAUAAUAACAAUAGUAACAAUUAUAAUAAUCAUAAUAAUAAUAAUAACAAUAACAAUAGGUGUAAUAAUCACAAAUUCAACAAUAAUAAUAACAAUAAAGAUUAACUAUUUCAUCAUCGCUAAGGCAAUCAAUACCUUAAUCGUAACAAGCUCAACCUCUUUAAACAUCUUAGCUGUUUUUAGGAGAUCAAUUCAAUCUUGCCAAUAGCCAGUAUGAUUUUGAAAAUCAAUAAUAAUACUAAUAACAAAUUCCCGUUUAAAUUCUCUAUCCGUAGAUCAUUUAUUAACCUAUUGGCUAGUCAAUAAAUUUAUCAUAAGGACUAUAGUAAAAUUACUGGAUGCAGCAAUCUUAUUUUUAGCCUUAAUAUUACAUGAAGGCAUAAGAUUAGUAAUUUAACAAAUCGAAUCUAGAAGAACCUAAAUGA